GAUGUUUCAUUUGUAAAUGACCGUUGCCGAAUUUUUGUGUUGAAAUAAUCAAGUUUCUCUUAAUUCGGUGUACAAAAGUGUGUUGAGUAAAUUCGAAUAACAUUUGUGUGAAUUUGUGUUUUUGCGUGAUUGCUAAAUUCUCAAGUGUGGAUAAAAAGAAUGUUUGUUGUGCCUUCGUCGUAAUAGGAUCAGUGGUCAAUAAUCUAUUGGAUUACAGUUUUGCAGUGUUUAUUGUACUGUUGUGGACGAAAGAUUAGUGCGUUUGAGUGCAAAGUGUACAUAGAUGAGACGUUAGUUCCCCCGGCGUCGCCACGCGGCUUGCAACUACAAUUUAGGGGCGGUGUGUGAGUGUCGCACCGCCAUGUCGCAUCACAGCGACGAGCAGGCGCUGCUCUCCGUCACAUCAGACUCCUUCUGGGAACCCGGCAACUACAAACGGACCACCAAACGGAUAGAUGACGGCCACAGAUUGUGUAGCGAGCUACAAGCUUUAGUACAAGAAAGAGCAGAUAUUGAAAAAGCAUACGCAAAAAGUUUACGAGGCUGGGCGAAGAAAUGGAACGACUUAAUCGAAAAAGGCCCAGAAUAUGGAACAAUGGAAGCAGCAUGGAAAGGUGGCAUGGUGGAAGCGGAGAGGCUCUCCGACCUGCACCUUAGCGUGCGCGACAAGCUGGUCUACGAUGUCAUAGCGCAGAUCAAAAACUGGCAAAAAGAAACCUACCAUAAGUCAAUGAUCCAGCUAAAAGAGCGUAAAGAAAUGGACGAGGCGUUCAAGAAGGUACAGAAACCGUGGGCAAAGCUACUGCAGAAAGUAGAACGCACCAGACUCGAGUACCACACGGCUUGUAAGCAAGAGAGGACUGCGCAGAACCAGGAACGAAAUGCCUCGGGCGACAGUUCGCUAAGUCCUGACCAGGUGAAGAAAAUGAACGAGCGCGUAUCCAAAUGUAGAGAAGAAGUUUCCAAGAGCAGGGAAAAGUAUCAAGCCGCGCUGGCGGAAAUCACGGCGUACAACCCGCGGUAUAUCGAAGACAUGGAAGCGGUCUUCGAGAAAUGUCAGCAAAUGGAAGCUCAGAGGCUCACCUUUUUCAAGGACGUGCUCUUCAGUUUCCAUAAGCGUCUUAACAUCAGUCAAGAACCUUCAUUACCACAAAUAUACGAAGAAUUCUAUCAUACGAUAAACAACUCAGACCACCAAAAAGAUUUGAAAUGGUGGGCCAACAACCACGGAACCAAAAUGGCGAUGGCGUGGCCACAAUUCGAGGAGGAUCCAGGGUCGGAGAACCCCGAGCCCGUAAGUUUCAAAUACGUCCCUACUGCUGCGUCAGCGGUGCUCACGCGGUGGGUCGAAACGGCCCGUGCGGCUCGCGCAUCAACCGGCCCGCUAUUGGCCCCAAUGUGGGCGCACACCGCGCGCGCCCUCAGGCUCUCCCUACCCGCCUUCUGCUUCGGAGCGGAUGAGAGGAGGUCCAGCAAAGUGGCGCCAUCUAUCACCGUUAGCAACUACGGCAGUAGCCGUUGCAACAGCAGCUCCUUCAUGGAGUACACGGAGGAGUUCCGAGACAUCGCCAAGGGCAAGUCAAAGGAGAGCCUGCCCACCGGCCCCAUCACGCUGCUCAACCAACGUCCUGUCUCGGAAGACGAGCUGCCUCCGAUAUCGAACAACAAGGCGAACAAGACGAAUAAUCACGCGGAACCGCCGCCGCCGGUCCCGGCCAACAACGCCAACAAUACGAACGCCAUUGACAAGAAAAACAUUAGCGCACCUAUUGCCGUUACCAAUGGUACGGCACCGGCACCGAAAUCGAACAAGACGUCUCCAGCCAAGGACCCCGCGAAGCCGCAGCCACAGGAAAAUCCCUUCGAGGAAGACGAGUGGGACGAAGAGUCGGGUGGACCACUCACCGACACAGGGGAGCCAGGAGUGCCUGUCAGAGCUCUGUACGACUACACGGGCGCCGAAAGCGACGAACUGUCUUUCAGACAAGGUGACUUAUUCGAAAAACUAGAAGACGAGGACGAGCAAGGGUGGUGUAAAGGCCGCAAGGAUGGCCGCGUCGGCCUCUACCCCGCGAACUACGUCGAACCCGUGGGUCACUAGCCCCUACAAAUCCGUAUACAUACCAUACAUCUAAAGGCUGACAAGUUAAAUUAUACCCACGCCAUACUGUGGAUUUUCAAAGAACUAAUUUCUUCUAUUGACACUACUAACUUUGGUGUCAUUAGCCGACACUAGCGCCACCUUAUAAAGGGCAAUUAGUAACUUGUCAAUCUUUAAAUAUUUGCGUCGAGUCCUUUUCAAUGUGGGUUAUGUACGAUUUUUUUAACUUGGAGAAAUGUUAUAAUAGCUUGGCCAAGGUUCAUCGCCAACGCGUUGUAAUCAUGUAGAUACCUUUUUAUACAUAGGCAUUUGAUUUUCAAAGUAAAGUGCUUGUUUGAAUCUUAUUUAGGGAAAAAAUUCAAUUGUUACUUUGAAAUUUUAUAAACUGCAUCGUAAGAGCACUGCGUGCGACUUGGGCAUAAAAAUUUAAAAAGAAUCUUGUUGUGCACAAUUUUUAAUACAUUUUUUACCAUGCCAUAGUGGACCAUAAUAACAUGUAUACAAACUGACAAAAUUUCACAUAAAAUUUGCACGUAUUUGUGUAUGAUGACAUAACUUUGAAUUUCAGUUUCGAUAAUUUUUAGUUUAUACAAGUCUGUCAAAGUGCGUUAUUGUACUCCAAAUUAGUUAACGAAUCCAAGGACAAAACUAAUCGAAAAUAUGUGGCGUAAUCUCGCUAGCGUAUUUACGCUCGAUUGUGGCAGGCUAAAAUACAUUUCAAGCGCUAUACUUGGGCGACUGAAGAGAACUCUGCGUGAAUUCGUCUCUAUCUGAGCCAUGUAAAUAGUCGUACAUUGAAAGACGCUCUAUCGACCAUAAAAAUAACACUAUGUAAAGGAUUCCAUCGUGUAAUAAUGAUAACACUGCAACUUGAUAAUUGUAGGAUUCGACCAAUCACGGCCCGCCAUCUUCCUAAAGUGUGAAACAAACAGCGGGUGUGGGUCGGUAGCGCGGCCGAUCUAAUUCCGUGUAUUUUACACGGUAGUAUACCCGACCCGACCCGCGCUCGACUCACGCCCGCUUUCUGAGGGUUUAAGUGCGGUUACAUACGGUGACUUUUACCAGCCCAUCUGCAACGAUUGAGUCGCGGUGCAGUAGCGAUGUGGUGGCUAAUCAUGUAACUUUACGCACACGCGCGACUUAAGCAGGGACACAAUCGCGAUGCAAACGCGAUGCAUUGUUUUAAUAAUUCAACUUAAGCGACUGCGUCGAUGCAAUCGCGCGUUUGCAUCUAUGCAACCGCCUGUCAAUCGCAAAAGUAACUGCUCUAAAAUCUUAUUAUUGACACAAAGGUCGAACACAUUCCUUCUAUCCGGCUGGAUCAGCGCCUGUUUGGCAGACCGGGGUUAACCACUCUCCUAACUGAGCUAUAGAAUGAAUCUACAGACCGCUCGAAUUGCUCUAUGUGCUUGUUGCCGAUCUUUGUUAUUGGGUAAACAGCUUUUUUGCCGCCAUCUAUGAGAAGUCUAUGAACAGCUACCAGCGGCUGACAAGAGAUGUCGCUUUAUGAAUUGCUCUAUUUUUCAUUUAUCCGUUUAUUUUGUAAUAUUGAUCCGGCUGGAUUCAUUUUGAAGGAAUUUUUCCUCUUGUUCGAUCUAUGUAUCAAUAAGAACACCAAACUAGUGAAGUAUUUUCACAAAAGGAAAAAUAUAUGAAUAUCACUGUAGUAAAAAUGUCAUGGUAUUCAAUGAAAUAAAA
Messenger RNA from Hyposmocoma kahamanoa, 3799 nucleotides. It is a transcript of the gene Synd, whose product is annotated as protein kinase C and casein kinase substrate in neurons protein 2. Lineage: Eukaryota; Metazoa; Arthropoda; Insecta; Lepidoptera; Cosmopterigidae. The record is from RefSeq and is a predicted model, not a curated record. The transcript is spliced from 12 exons. Gene Ontology annotation, molecular function: phospholipid binding; protein binding. Gene Ontology annotation, cellular component: endosome; plasma membrane; cytoplasm. The coding region runs from base 362 to 2101 and encodes 579 amino acids. Gene Ontology annotation, biological process: regulation of endocytosis; cytoskeleton organization; plasma membrane tubulation.